This is a messenger RNA of Morone saxatilis (striped sea-bass), 3115 nucleotides long. RefSeq lists its product as uncharacterized. The record is from RefSeq and is a predicted model, not a curated record. NCBI's taxonomy places the organism in Eukaryota, Metazoa, Chordata, Actinopteri, Moronidae.
GGACUCUGAAUCUUUGGACCGGUGCAUCCAGACUGCUCUGUCAGCCCUCUACCCUCCCUUCCAGGCCACAUCCCCGACUAUCCUCUGUCAGGUCCUCAACGUGGUGGAGAGCUGCUACAGAGGAGACGGUCUUCGCUACCUAAUCCACUUCCUGUUGCCUGUAAAGCAAUUCUUGGCGAACCUCCAGCAAGAUGCCUGUUUGCAGUACUGUGGUUUGUUGUUUCUUCACGAAGGCUGGCCCCUGUGUGUCCACGAGAAGGUAGUGGUUCAGCUCUGUCCUCUGGACCAGCGCCUCCUCCGUCCAGGAGACUUCUACCUGCUGGUAUCUCCUCCUGCUGCUGCUGCUGCUGCUCCUCCUCCACGAGCCCGCAGCACCUCCUGCAGGAAAGCUGUUCCCUCCCUCCCCCGUCUGCUCCUGUGCAGCGUGUCAGCCGGCAGCCGUCAUGUGGAGCAGCAAGAGGUGUCGGAGAUAGCCCUGCGGUCCCUCUUCAGCAUGGCCUGGCUGGACUCUGUCAACAGGGAGAGGGAGCAGCGAGGAGCGCCCAGGCUAGAGCGCUGCCUCCUCUCUGCCCAUGGAGAUGUAUUCCGUGUCCCCUGGGAGGACCUGGUCUACCCGCAGUUCAUUAGCCGGCCCCGGACCUCCCUGGAGGAGGACAAGGAGUCGUCCGUUAAGAAUGGAAAUAUGUUAAUUAACACAUCGCACAAUUCUAACGCCUCAGGACGGGGUGUAAAGCUCCUCCCAUCAUCUGCAAAAACUGACCAAUCACCAGCGAGCAGCGAGGGUGAGGAGUCGGAGGGCGAGUACGUGGAGCUGACGGAGCUCCCGCUGCCUCGCUUUUCCCCACAGAAAGGCUCCUUGACCCAGUCCAUCAGCCUGCAGCACCGAGCCAGAACCAGUACUCCCAGCGCUCCUGUUAUGACACAUACUCACAAAACCACCAACACACACUCCUCCUGGCCCUGUGCGGAGGUCAGUUCCCACGCCGGGCUUUGCUCCAUGCUCAUCGACGAGAACCUCAACCAGGACUCCUGUGGACACGUCAUCCUCGCCCCCGUCUCCUCCUCUUCUGUUCCUCCUGAAGUCGUGGGAACCUCCCACCGUCAGACGGAGAGCUGGAUGUCUCAGGAGCAAAUAGAAGGUACUGAUUCAGGCAGGAGUCUGAAGAUAAACACUGAACCUGCAAACUGCACAGAACACAGAGAGGAGGAGGAGGAGGAAGAAGAGCGAGGGAAACAGGGGGAGACAGGGGAAGAGAGGGAGGAGGGAGAGCUGAUGGAGAGGCAGGAAGGGAAGGAUGAAAUGUUAGUGUUAGCUGAUGAAGGUGAAGAAAAGGAAGAACAGGUGGAGGACACAGAGUGUAGAAAGGAUGAACUGCUGUACACACAAACUGCUGAGGAGGAAGAGGAGGAUGAGAGUGAACACACAGAGGGAGAGUUGGAUGAGGAGGGAGAUGAUGAGUUAGAGGAGGUGGAGGUAGAAGAGGAGGUUCGGGUUAUAAUUGUGCAGCAGAGUCAGGAAAGAAGGGAGGAAAAGCAAGUAACGAAAGAACAGGAGAGAGAAGGAGGAGAAGAGAAAGAAGAGGAAGAGGGAGGAUGUGAACAAACGCACACAGAUGAGAAAGUUAACUCAUGUACAAACACACACACUGAAGACUCUUAUUCUGAAACUAAUACUCAACACACACAUUGUGAAGAGCCGAACCAACAACACAAACACUCUGAGGACUCUUAUUCUGAAAACAACGCACUACAAACACACUCUGAGGACUCUUAUUCUGAAAACAACGCACUACAAACACACUCUGAGGAGUCCAACACGCCAGCGAUGGAUCAGGAUUCACUUUGGACUGAACCCGAGGGGUCUAAAAAUGGACAGGAAAAGAAGGAGACAAAGGAGGAGGAGGAGGAGGAGGAGGAGGAGUGCAGCUAUGAGGAGGUUGGUGGAGGAAGAACUGCAGAGCUUCAGACUGAAGGCCUCAGCAGUGAGCUGCUUCCUGUCCAGUCACAUGUCAGUCUGUCUACUGGUCCCAGUCCAACAGAACCAGAACUACCAGCAGCGUCUCCAGAGCAGAACCAGUCAGCUGCUCCCACAGUCCCAGUACAGCUCACCCAGUCCUCCCAGUCCAGCUUCUACAGUGUGCUGCUGAGCUCUGGAGCUGUCUGUAUGCCAGGAACCAGCGACAGGAGCGGCCGCGCUCUGCUGACCGUCUGUACCGGGAACGCCGUGUGGUCCAACCCCGACUGUGACAGCGCUGCGCUGCUCCACCUCCUGCUCUACUACACCUCCACCCUCAGGAAGGAGGCGCGAGCGUCCGGGCUGACGGUGCUGGUGGACGCCCGCAGCGCCACUCCGGUCCCCACCCUGUUCUCUGCCCUCAGGUCCCUACAGUAUCCAGACGUUCAGUCAGUCUCCGAAAUGUUCAGUCGCCAGACGUUCAGUCUCCAGAUGUUUACAGUCAUCUCCGAUGUUCAAUGUUUCACAGUCAGUCUCCAGAUGUUCAGUCAGUCUCAAGAUGUUCACAUCAGUAUCCAGACGUUUCAGUCGGUCUCCAAAUGUUCAGGUCAUUCGCCAGCGUUCAGUCAGUCUCCAGAUGUUUACAAGUCAGUCUCCAGCAGGUCGUCAGGUCUCCAGAUGUCACCAGUAGGUCGUCCAGAUGCUUCAGUCAGGUCUCCAAGAUGUUCACAGUUCAGUAUCCAGACGUUCAGUCUGAUCUCCAAAUGUUCAGUCAGUCGCAGACUUCGUCUCCAGAUGUUUUACAGUCUCCGAGAUGUUUACAGUCUCCAGGAUGUUCAGUCAGUCUCCAGAUGUUCAGUCGAGUCUCCAGAAUGGUUUACAGUCAUCUCCAUGUUUCCACAGUCAGUCUCCCAGAUGUUUACAGUCAGUUCAGACGGUUCAGUCAGUAUCCAGAUGUUUCACAGUGCAGUUCCAGAUGUUCACAGUCAGUAUCCAGUGCGUUCAGUCAGUCUACAGAUGUUCAGUCAGCCUCCAAAUUACAUUCAUUCUCCGGAUGUUUACAGUAGUCUCCGACGUUCAUCUCCAGAUGUUUCUCCAGAUGUUUACAGUCAGUCUCCAGAUGUUCACAGUCAGUCUCCAGAUGUUCUGUGUUUAAUGUAA